Penicillium pulvis is the source of this 2004-nucleotide messenger RNA. RefSeq names its product putative nucleoporin Nsp1. Gene Ontology annotation, biological process: RNA export from nucleus; protein import into nucleus. The record is from RefSeq and is a predicted model, not a curated record. The transcript has 3 exons. Lineage: Eukaryota; Fungi; Ascomycota; Eurotiomycetes; Eurotiales; Aspergillaceae. Gene Ontology annotation, molecular function: structural constituent of nuclear pore; phospholipid binding. Bases 1 to 2004 code for a protein of 667 amino acids. Gene Ontology annotation, cellular component: nuclear pore; nuclear pore central transport channel.
AUGUUCGGCAACAAUAACUCAGGCGCCAGCAAAAACCUCUUCGGAUCCGCUGGUGGCGCUAGCAGUCCCUUUGGCUCGAACACAGCUAAUUCAAAUGCCGGGUCCACUGGUCCUAGUUUGUUCGGAAAUGUAGGAGCUACACCCGCCGGAGGCGCAUCUGCUUCGCCCUUUGGAGGAAAUUCGGGUACCCAGAACUCUCUCUUCGGUAGUGGUACCACCAGCAAUACCACCGGCAGCUCAUUCGGUUCCAACACCGCGACCUCAGGCGGUGCCUUCUCAUUCGGUCAAGCUCAGAAACCAGCCGGUCAACCGUCCACCUUGUCGUUUGGUGGAAGCUCGACUCCGGCAAAGACAGAAGCAGCCACACCUAAUGCUACAGCUGGUGGAAACCUAUUCGGUGGAGGCGCUGGUGGUAGCGCAUUCGGAGCCUCGACUACACCCGGCCCCUCGGGAGGAUCUUUGUUUGGCAACAACUCAACCACUCCUGCCGGACCUCCCCCAGCAACGAAGACGCCAAUGUUCGGAGGGGGACUGAAUACCGGUUCAUCGACAACCCCGACCUCGACAACACCUUUCUCUACUACUCCAGCUGCAACCCAGCCGCAGACAUCUGGCGGCCUCUUCGGUACUGCGGCCUCUACAUCGACCACUCCCAAGCCAGCGUUUGGAUCUACUCCUGCUGCCGGCGCAGCUGGCGGUAGUGGUCUCUUCGCCCCAAAGCCCGCUGGAACCUCAACUCCGACCACAGCUGCGGACAGUACCCCGAAGCCCAGUCUAUUCGGAACUACGACUCCGGCUGCAGGCGCCGCGCCAAGUACACAAGGAUCUUCACUUUUCAAGAUGCCCUCUGCUGGGGGCGACUCAGCCGCAAAGCCUGCAUUUUCUCUUGGUGGUAAUACUGCAGCUAGCACAGGCGCAUCCACGCCAUCACUGGGAGCCCCUGCAGCUUCGGCCGCUGCCCCCCAAAAGUCGCUCUUCCCUACCCUUGGAGGUACCACAUCUUCCGCUGCCCCGUCAUCCACACCUGCUGCAGCUCCUACUACCGGAUUGUUUGCUCCCAAACCCUCUAUAUCCGCCGCCCCAGGUGCUGCGGCCACCACAUCCGCAUCCGCCACCACUCCAGCUGCCGCGGCUCCUCUUGGGGGCAUGUUCGGUAAGCCCGCUGCUUCAACACCGUCUACUCAGCCUGCGGCUGCCACUACGACAGCCGCUGCUGAUAAAGCCACUACCGCAACUGCAGCUCCGUCUACGACUGCCACUGCUGGUGCUCCAGCUGGUACUGGUGCCAAUGUUCUUGGGCAGUCAACCACAGGGCCAGCUCCGCCAGCCCAGUCACGGCUCAAGAACAAGACCAUGGAUGAGAUCAUUACUCGAUGGGCAACAGAUUUGACCAAAUAUCAAAAGGAGUUCCGUGAGCAGGCGGAGAAGGUUGCUGAGUGGGAUCGUAUGCUGGUGGAGAACGGAACCAAAGUGCAGAAGCUGUAUGGCAGCACUGUUGAUGCAGAGCGCGCUACUCAGGAGGUCGAGCGUCAAUUGGCUUCCGUGGAAGGCCAACAGGACGAGCUAAGCUCGUGGCUGGAUCGUUACGAACGCGAAGUGGACGAGAUGGUGUCAAAGCAAGGAUCUCCCGGCGAGAACAUGGCGGGUCCGGAUCAGGAGCGCGAGAGAACAUACAAAUUGGCCGAGAAGCUCUCCGAGCGUCUGGAUGAGAUGGGCAAGGAUCUGACCAGCAUGAUCGAAGAGGUGAACAGUGCCUCAGCAAGCCUAUCCAAGACCAACCGAGCAGACGAACCUAUCUCCCAAAUUGUUCGCAUUCUCAACUCGCACCUGUCUCAAUUGCAGGUCAUCGACCAAGGUACAUCCGAGCUGCAGGCCAAGGUUGCCGCAGCUCAAAAGGCUGGCCAGUCGAUCUCCUCCCGGCUUGGCUACGGGUAUGCUAGCCCCGGCUUGGGCGGAGGUCAGGCCGCGGAUGAUUUCUACCGCUCGUACAUGGGACGGAGGUAG